CGUUGCUACCGCUGCACAACGAUUCACGUUCACGCAAAUCAAACGUUUCAACCGGCUGAGCCACUGGCGUUUCUUGGGCCACAUUCACUGGAAGAUCAAAUGUACACAUGUGUGUCUGUAUACGUCAUUGAUCGCUUCGGCCCGUCGCCGUAUCUAGUCCCUGCGUUUGCAAGCUGCGUUUGUUCCGAAAAUGGCGACAGUGAACAAAGGAACCGCGCGCGAUCGUGGGGUCUGGGCCUCUGGCACAUGCCGAUUCAAUUUCUCCAAAAUUUCAAACUCUUCUUACUUCUGGAACCAGCGGUCUGUGAAUUUCCGAGUGACAACCGUAGUACAGUUAACGGGCGAGGCGCGAUACCCUUUGCAGGCCGCUUAGCCACCCCCUCAGCAAACGCCAGUAUUUCAAAAAAUCCCUCAUAUCCAGAUUCAGUAGUCGCCAGCCACUGAUAAGCUCUCCGCCGAGGCAACCAACCAAGCCGCCGCGUGCAUCUUGUCAAGCUUGUUACUGUUUCUUUUCUCGUACUGGAUUGUCGGAGCCCUCAAGAUAACAUUUCGUAUAAGACUCACGCCGGGAAGGCUGUGAUUUCAUACCAUCUCCUCUCCUCGACUGCGGUUGCACAAGAAUGGAUCCGAAGACGAUACAGUUCUCCGACGCUGCGCAUCCGACGCGCUCGCCUGAUGCUCGUGGUAUCGGUGGAGUAAUUCCACUGAGAGGAAGAUCAAUUUCCCGCAGCAGAACUUCCUUGGAAGCUUUUAAAGCUGGAGAGACAGAGAAUGCAGAAGACGAGGAUGCCGGUCUGAGGAGCGAGAGAGACUAUAAACGAAAACAGAACUUCAAUCUCGCACAGCUGUUCCUCCUCGCGUACCAGGCCACCGGUGUCAUAUAUGGCGACAUUGGUACAUCUCCGCUCUAUGUGUUCUCUUCCACUUUUACGGAGGCCCCAGAUCGACAGAAUUUGCUGGGGGCAUUGUCACUCAUCCUUUGGUCAAUCACCCUGAUGGUGACAGUGAAAUAUGUGCUCAUCAUCCUACAUGCCGACAACAACGGUGAAGGUGGAACUUUCUCAACGUAUUCAUUACUGUCUCGCUAUGCGAAUAUCGCGAAUCGGGACCCGCGAGAGGCCACAAUGAUACGCAUGGAACGGAUGCUGACCAAUGACCUGAGCCGGUCGACAAAGACUGUGCGCUCAACUAUUGAGAAAACCAGGUUUUUCCGUGGUCUGCUCAAGACGAUCGGCGUUCUAGCCGUGUCUAUGGUCAUGGCCGAUGGCGUGUUGACCCCUGCCCAAUCUGUGCUGGGCGCAGUUCAAGGGCUCAAUGUUGUCAAGCCAGACAUCUCAAGAUCAACGAUUGUCGGCGUAACAUGUGCCAUCCUCAUCCUACUCUUCUUGCUCCAACCGCUCGGCAUUUCGAAGAUUACCGUUGUUUUCUCUCCGGUGAUUUUUAUCUGGCUGGCGUUCAACGCUGGUUUUGGCAUCUAUAACCUUGCACGAUAUGAUUACACUAUAUUGAAAGCGUUCAAUCCAUACUAUGCAUUUGACUAUUUCAUUCGUAACAGAUACGAAGGAUGGCGUAGUCUUGGGGGAAUCCUUCUUUGCUUCACGGGUGUUGAAGCAUUAUUCGCCGAUAUAGGUGCCUUCAGUCGACAAGCCAUCCAAAUCAGCUGGUUAGGAUAUGCCUACCCAUGCCUCCUUAUUGCUUACUCCGGUCAAGCUGCUUUCAUUAGCGAGCACCCCGAGGCCUACUCCAAUCCAUUCUAUAAUUGUGCCCCCAAAGGAUGGCUCAUUCCUUCGCUUAUUAUAGCAAUCGCAGCUGCAAUCGUGGCAUCUCAAGCUAUGAUCACUGCCACAUUUCAGCUUCUUGCGCAAAUCAUGAAACUUAGUUAUUUCCCACAAAUCCGCGUGGUGCAUACCUCGAAAACCCAUCAUGGACAGCUUUACGUGCCUGCUGUCAAUUGGCUGCUCAUGGUUGGUACAGUCAUUGUAGCAGCAGUCUACAACAACACCACAUCGCUCGGAAACGCCUAUGGCGUCUGUGUGAUGUUCGUCACAUUUUUUGAUACAUGUAUGGUCACCUUAGUAGCCAUUUUAGUCUGGCAGAUCAAGCCUUACUACGUCUUCCUGCCCUGGCUUGCAGUCGCAUGCAUGGAUGGUACCUUCUUAUCCUCAUCACUUACUAAAGUUCCCGAUGGCGCAUGGUUUACCAUAUUAUUGGCAACCCUUCUCGCAUCUAUCUUCAUUCUGUGGAGAUUUGGUAAAGAGCAACAGUGGUUCGCAGAAGCCGAAGAUCGAUUCCCGACUACUCAUUUUGUCAAAGUCAAUGAGAACGGCCAGCUGCAACUCACUGAGCAAUACGGCGACAAAAACCUCAGUUCCAUCGAAGGCUUCGGCAUCUUCUUUGAUAAGGCCGGAGAAACCACGCCGAUUGUUUUCAGCCAGUUUGUGCGUAAGCUGGUUACUGCUCCCGAAGUCAUCGUCUUCUUCCACCUUCGACCUCUGGAAGUUCCUUCAGUCGAAUAUGACAACCGUUAUCACGUUUCGCGUCUGGCGAUCCCCAAUUGCUACCGACUCGUCGUUCGUCAUGGGUACAUGGACGAAGUUAUCACCCCUGAUUUGGCCUCAUUGGUCUACGACAAAGUCCGAAACCAUAUCAUUAGCCGCGCACUUGACCGCGAGGGCGAGCGACAAUCCGCACCCAUCAGCUCAGGAACCGAUGUCGACACCAUGGGGGGUCUCAACAAGCUCAACGCCAAACUCUCCAUUCGUAACGAGAAAGGUGAAUCGACCCCUUCGUCUUCUGAUCCCAGCGCCAGACAAGCACCAACGCCAACUGGGAGCGCCACCAGCACGACCUCGCGACUUACCGCCCUGGAGCGCGCUUUCAACCACGAAGUCUUGUACAUCAUGGGCAAGGAGCAGAUGAAAGUGAAGAGUGGGACAAACUUCGUGCGCAAAGCGCUCGUCAAGGCUUUCUUGUUCAUUCGCGACAACAGCAGGACCAAAAUUGCCAGCUUGGACCUUGAUCGUGAUCGCGUUAUUGAGGUGGGAUUUGUUAAAGAUGUUUAG
Molecule: messenger RNA, 3062 nt
Organism: Periconia digitata
Lineage: Eukaryota; Fungi; Ascomycota; Dothideomycetes; Pleosporales; Periconiaceae
Source: the annotation of a GenBank genome assembly